UGCAGGUCAAUCCCUGUUCAGCCCGUAUUGACCCGGGAUUCCCUUCGGCAGUAUCUGCAGGUCCGGCCAGACCAGACCGUGCUCAUCCUGCAUGCCAAGGUGGCUCAGAAAUCAUAUGGCAGCGAAAAAAGGUUCUUCUGUCCGCCUCCAUGCGUUUAUCUCAGCGGGCCGGGAUGGAAGCUGAAGCAAGAGGAGCUCAAAGCCAGUGGCUUGGGUGACUCUGCUUGCAAGCUGUGUGGCUACAUGGGUCUGGACACAGCAGGCAGCAGCCAGAUGGAAACAUUGAAAAUGAACUUUGAAGAGCAACCGGACUCAAAGAGAUUUGGUUGUGCAAAGACCCUGUAUAUCUCCGACACGGACAAAAGGAAACAUUUCCGUCUGGUUUUAAAGCUCUUCUUCAGCAACGGCCAAGAAAUCGGGUCCUUUUACAGCAAAUUGAUUAAAGUGAUUUCCAAACCUUCCCAGAAAAAGCAAUCCAUGAAGAAUGCAGACUUGUGCAUUUCUUCAGGAUCAAAGGUUUCCCUCUUCAAUCGGCUGCGUUCCCAGACCGUCAGCACCAGGUAUCUGUCAGUGGAAGGAGAGGCCUUUGUAGCGAGUGCCAGACAGUGGGCAGCAUUCACCAUGUACCUUGUGGAUGACCAGGGCUCUGCCCGGGGAGAUUACCCGAUCCGGGAUGGGUAUAUUUGCUAUGGAUGUGCAGUGAGACUGGUAUGCACCAGCACUGGUGUGGCUCUGCCCACUAUGGUAAUCCGCAAGGUGAAUAAACAGUACGCCAGUCUGGACGUGGAUGAGCCCGUGUCCCAGCUCCAUAAGUGUGCGUUCCAGUUCAAGGACAGCAACAGGAUGUACUUGUGUCUGUCCAAUGAGAAGAUCAUACAGUUUCAGGCAUCUCCUUGCCCGAAGGAGCCCAGUAAAGAGUUGCUCAGUGAUGGCUCCUGUUGGACUAUCAUUGGAACAGAGACAGUGGAGUACACCUUCAGUGAGAGCCUGAUGUGCAGCCAGAGAGCUGUGACCCCCUUCCCUGUCAUUGGGAGCCUUGAGCUCAACGGCGGUGGAGACGUGGCCAUGCUGGAGGUGCACGGUGAAAACUUCAGCCCAAUUCUAAAGAUCUGGUUUGGAGAUGUAGAAGCAGAGACCAUGUACAGGAGUCCCAAGUCCCUGAUAUGCGUGGUGCCCGAUAUCUCUGUGUUCAGCAGGGAGUGGAGGUGGCUGAGACAUUCCGUUACUGUCCCUGUGUCUCUGAUCCGAAGUGAUGGGCUCAUCUACUCCAGCGCCUUCUCCUUCACCUACACGCCCGAGCAGAGCGUCCUCCCUCGGCAGAGAGUGACCCCGGAGCUGCCCCCGGACUCGGACACUCUGCUGGACAGCAUUCACCAGGAGUUCACACGGACCAACUUCCACCUGUUCAUGCAGAGCUAGCACCGACAGGAGUGAAUGCAAAUACGAAAAAAAACAUGCCAGCAAAAAGUAGAGGCUGAAAUGAUCACGCAGUCGUCUGUGCAGCUGUACCUGAUUGAAAUGAAAUGAUCACGCUAUCGUCUGUGCAGCUGUACCUGAUUGAAUUGAAAUGAUCACGCUAUCGUCUGUGCAGCUGUACCUGAUUGAAUUGAAAUGAUCACGCUAUCGUCUGUGCAGCUGUACCUGAUUGAAAUUAAAUGAUCACGCAGUCGUCUGUGCAGCUGUAUCAGCCUGAAAAACAUCCAAAUAAAAGUUGUUCCAUCACACCCAGCAGUAGAAACAGAUGAGAUCAUAUUUGUAUUCAUUCUUUCACUCGCAGGCUGUAAAUGGGAACUCCUGAAACAGAAUUAGGAUCUGCAGGGCUGAGGUUCAGAGGUCGAUUAUCUGAAGUAAUGGAGGUGUGUCUAAUGAUUGAGAAUACCAAGUCCAGCGAGCUCAGAAACAGAAGCACCGCGACGUAGACCUUUUAUUAUGAUUUUUUUUUUAGUUGCCAGGUUAUCUCCCUUGUAUUUACAGUAUCCGCAGAGCAGGUUUUACCUAGGGUCACCAGAUCUUCAAAGCUCAAAGCCGCAACACAUUGUGAACUCAUUGUCUAAUUAAACCUGUUAAAUAUAGGGUGUUUAAUGGCUAUUUAAAAAGCCAUCCUCACACUCUCAGUAUUAUCUUUUUUUUUUCAAGCAGCUAGCUAAUUUCAUUACACUCCCAAGGUGUAUAAUUUGUGGCUAAUUAGUUCAA
Molecule: messenger RNA, 2193 nt
Organism: Acipenser ruthenus (sterlet)
Lineage: Eukaryota; Metazoa; Chordata; Actinopteri; Acipenseriformes; Acipenseridae
Product: recombining binding protein suppressor of hairless-like protein
Exons: 10
Biological process (GO): regulation of transcription by RNA polymerase II
Cellular component (GO): nucleus
Molecular function (GO): DNA-binding transcription activator activity, RNA polymerase II-specific; RNA polymerase II cis-regulatory region sequence-specific DNA binding
Source: RefSeq, a predicted model, not a curated record